AUGAAUCGUAAUCAGCCUGCCAUGAAUCAGAAUCAGAAUCAGCAUCAGCAUCAGCCUGCCAUGAUGAAUCAGAAUCAGCAUCAGCCUGCCAUGAUGAAUCAGAAUCAGCAUCAGCAUCAAAAUCAGCUGCCCCCUGAGGAUUCCACUUACAAUGAAGGUCUUGGUGUUCAACUUCACGUGAAUUACCAUCGUCGAACGAGGGCUCCCACUCGAUUGGUGUUUGCGAGACUACUAAAGGCUGGGUUGGCUAUCUCCUUUCUUUAUGCUGCUCUUUCUCAAGCUUACAUAUUAAAGAAAUGGGCUGGUCAAAACCCCAAAGCUAUCACAGAUGAUGACACACCACCUGACUUCUUUUGGAAAGGAGGAGAAGAAGAAGAAGAAGAGGACCCUGGAGGCGAUGACAAUUGGUCACGCAAAAAACAAAACCAAGACCAUCAGCAAAAGCAAAAGCAAAUAAAGUUCGUCUUUGAAGGGAUCACGGUUGAUGGAUUAUCGCCGCCGACAGUACCUCCAGCACCAACACAGUUGUUUCCACCAACGUCGUCCAUGGGACCCGUAGAGGAUGGCCGAGAUAAGUCUGAAGAGGAAUCCAAAGCGGAAUCAUUGGUGACUCUUCAUCCUGCCGCACCCAAACGGCCAAGGGAAAUAGCACAACAACAGCAACAGCAAAACACAAAUAAAUCGAACGCCACUCUACAUUUGAUUCCACGAGACCAAGUCGAAUUCUUGGACAAGUUUUCGGAUUCCUGGCUCAUUCCCAAAAAGAAUUUGUUGGGAAUCAACGUGCCGACCAUUGAUUAUGUGGAACAGGCAUGUUUUCAAAUCAUGAUCCGUAACGAUGCUCGGAUGACGCUCGAUUGGACCGACUUCAUGGUAGAACACUUGAGCAAAUGGUGGAGCGAACUCAAAGUGACAGUGGAUAUGGACAAACACAUGUUUGAUCAUACGAUACAUCUCUUGCAACAGUACAUUGACAAACAAGCUCGAGAAAUUGUCACGACUGCUGCUCGUACCCGAAAUGGUGCGAGAAUACCGAAUGCUGAUACCAAUACUAGGACUACUCGCACUGAGGAAGAAGAAUUACCCAAGAGUCCGUUGCACCCGACAGUUGCAAUGAUAGCCUAUCAAACCUACACAAGUGUCUUUCAGGAACGAGAAAGGUUGCUCUCGCCUCAUUCGCUCGCGGCCUCACUCAUGCCGCUCAUACACGUUGGGUUUGGCAGAAUUCUCAUUGUGGGAUACAAAUCAGAUGAUUGGAAACAUGCCUGGGGUGCACUCGAAUUGGUGGCUUCCAAGAUUCCAGGAGCUAUUUUGGAGAAUAUUAAUGCCAUCAACACAACAACCAAUACUACUACUACUACCAAUACGACGGCAAAUACUGCUGCCCCGAAUACUUCUACCACGUCAUUCUCCAUGAAGGUGGGCCAUACAGAAAUUGCCUACGUCCAAAUCCCGAGCCAAUCGUGGGUCAAAACGAAUGCCUACGAGAUCAACGUGCCGAAAGGAGCACUCUUUGGCGUACAGGCGGCAAUCAAAGGCAACUUGACCAAACAAUUUCACAAUGCAUCGGCGGAGGAUUGGUUGGGGACUACUUAUGAUCGAUCCUAUUGGAAGUAUUUUUACUUGACCGAACCGGAUACCAUUUUGCACACCAAAAAACACUUAUUGUCAUUGAUUAGGGAUGGCUUGGAUCGAGGGAUAAUGUACAUGCCACAUCGAUUGCAACCUAUACCACACGAAUACAACCUUCCGCCCGCCAAAAAAGGCGCGAAUCAACAACAGGAUGUCACAAAAGGCAACAAAUAUCUAUCAAAACGGUACAAGGGACGAUAUCUUCCGGGAGACAUUCAUCCCUUUUCGAACAUUACGUUUUUGGAUCGAGAUGACCACUGCUGUGAUGCUGGCAAAGGCUGGCCUGGAAGAAGCGCAGAAUUUGGGGAAAAGCAAAUUCCCUGUGGCACUUGGUGGUGGGGAUGUGGGUUCGACAGGGUUGUGGACGUUCGGCAAUUGAAUGCCACUUUGAUACGAGAAAAACACAAGCGACUGCUUUCCUACUCCAUCAUGUCUCUCAACAGCGGCACUGGUGUCAUAUUUGGUCCAGCGGAACAAGGCAGAAGAUGCUUUCCUUCCAAGGAGCCAUGCAGUUUUAGUUCUUCGGAGUAA
Cylindrotheca closterium is the source of this 2163-nucleotide messenger RNA. The record is from the annotation of a GenBank genome assembly. NCBI's taxonomy places the organism in Eukaryota, Bacillariophyta, Bacillariophyceae, Bacillariales, Bacillariaceae.